AUGGUGUUCAGAUGUUGCAGAGCCAAGACUUUGCCAUUUCUUUGGAAGAUCGGACCAAGGUCGUUCAGAAAUCGAUGCAGCGUCGAUGCUCUUCCCGAUGUACACCGUCUCAGUCGAAACGGUGCUUCAGAUGACACGGGUAAUGCCGCACGAGCAUCUCAAAGCCAAAGGCAUGGUGGUCGAAUUUCACCUGGGCAUUGGCAAUGCUGCGUUCAUCUCUCACCAGUGGGUGAGCAAUCAACACCCAGAUCCCGACUUCACGCAGUUCCUGGUGUUGCAAGGCGCUUUACGCCGAAUGUUGUCUCAAUCACACCACUUGCCUAUGGACGUGAUGACAGAGGUGUAUCUUCCGAGAAGGAAGGCCUUCGACACAGCGCAGUUCCGACAGGACCGAGCAGCCCCUUGUCCAAGGCUAUUGACAGCCAAUUCACGGUGGCUGAGGAUCGUGUCAAACUCGGGCCCGUCCUGCAGGGCCCCGAGGAUCAUGACAACCACUUGGAGCUGGGAGGCUCCUCGGCAAGAUCCGUGCAGCGUUUCCUUCACCAGAACGGCUUCAGAAGCAUCCACGAGGUGGAUGGCUCCGGAUGGGCUCCCGUCCAUUACGCUGCCAUGCCUGGCGACUCAGAUGUGAUACAUGGCUUGCUGGAGAUGCGCGCCGACAUCGAUCGUUGGACGAAGAAAGAUCAGCCACAGUCAGGUAUGCUGCUGGGAAUGACGCCACUUCAGAUCUGCGGAUUCUUCAGACACUACUCUGUCAUGCGCUUGCUAAUCUCUGCGAAAGCGAGGGUGGACUCCGGGCUCCAUCCUGACAUAUCCGUGCAAUGCCUCUCGGAUGAUCCAGUGGGCGUACGCAUCCUUUGCAAUGCCGGAUGCGCACUUUAUCGGCGGAAUUUUCUGGGAAUGGAUGCUUUUGACACCGCCAGCAGUGUCGGAGCACUGGCAGCACUGGAGGAGCUGGUCACCCAGGCUGGUCCAGAUCUUGCACAUGCGGACCUUUCCAAAGCCCUUUGCAUGGCCGCGGCGUUUCAGGGAGCUCGCGCAGAGCUUAUUCAGAGGUUGCUUGAUCUGAGAGCACCGGUAGAUGCUGUGGCAGAAAGAGUUGCUAUGACGAUCCCGGCACGAGUGCUUCUGAGAGCAAAGGCUCUGCAGCAUAGGUAUGGCAAGGACACUCCGCUCAGCAGGUUUUGCUAUCAUACAGACGGUCAGACACCGCUGAUGGCAGCUAUCAUGUCAGGGCAAUACGAAGGCGCCGCUACUCUAAUCGCUUCUGGAGCACGUGUAGACUUGCGCAAUUCACGGGGAUGGACGGCAGCAGACUUCGCGGCUGGGCAUUUACUGCCAGAUUUCUUGCGGGAGGCCUUGCAGUGCAAGGAUCCACGGACGCCUGUCACAGGGUUGCGGAUGCGGCCCUUGAAAAUGCAAGUCUUGCCGUGUAGAGCUGUGUACAGCCGCCCAGUUGAAACAAAAAUUACAUGGUCAUACAGGGCCCUGCGUUCGUGA
Symbiodinium sp. CCMP2592 is the source of this 1500-nucleotide messenger RNA. Lineage: Eukaryota; Dinophyceae; Suessiales; Symbiodiniaceae. The record is from the annotation of a GenBank genome assembly.